Messenger RNA from Lingula anatina, 1782 nucleotides. Its product is annotated as 2',5'-phosphodiesterase 12. Lineage: Eukaryota; Metazoa; Brachiopoda; Lingulata; Lingulida; Lingulidae. The record is from RefSeq and is a predicted model, not a curated record. Gene Ontology annotation, molecular function: 3'-5'-RNA exonuclease activity.
ACCCCGGAAGAUCGUCAAGACGUUCCUGCCUGCGUGCCUGACUGUGGCCCGUGUGUAUGAGGAGAAAAGACUACUAGAAACAACAAGCUGGCUGCUGUGUUCAUUUGAUUCACCGUCCAACUCAAAAAUUGGUAGCCAACUACGGUUACAGGAAACAUGCAAGGCAUGCAAUUUCAAAGUGCAGAGGAUUUUCAAUUUUUUCCUCGCCAUUGGAAGAAGAGGACCGACUCAAAUGUCAGGAACUCUUUUACUUUGCUUACCUAUAAUAUACUAGCUGACGUAGCAAUGGAGCCUAUUAAAGGCUACGACAAAUACGUUCCAAUAGAGAGACGAUACAUGGACUAUCGCCUACCGCGAAUUUUGAAAGAACUGAAGGAAAUGGACGCGGACGUGGUCUGUCUGCAAGAAGUACAAGCCUGCAUUUACACAAAUCAUCUUCAGUCUUUCAUGAAAACGAAUGGAUACGAAGGAGUAUUUCUACAGCGCCAGGACGAUUUAGGGGAAGCCACGUUCUUUAAAUCCUCAAAGUUUGAAUGUGUUGAUUCCCGGUGUUGUGUACUUCAUGAAAUAGCAGAUGACAUAUUGCAGAAAGUAGAAAUGGACAAGGAGCUCAGGGAUCAUAUCAGAAGACACAUUUGCAAACCGAAUGCCAUUUUGCUAACCAAAUUGAAGCUGCUUGACAACAAGAAAGAAGUCGCCAUUGGCAACGUCCAUGCUUUGUGGUCUACGACCCAACUUGACAUUGUUUUAUUACAGGUAGCUUGCGCCGUCAAAACUCUUUCAUCGUUUGCUGGAGGGCCAGAGAAAUCUCAAAUUUUAACUGGGGACUUCAACAGCACUCCUGAUUCCGCAGUUUACCAUUUGCUCAGCGGGGGGGAAAUUGACAAGACAUGGAGAGAACAACUGCAAAAGCAUAGCGAAAAAAUCUCCGCGACAAAUGGUGGGCAAGUUCAAGAUAUGUAUUUAAUGGACCUAAUAGAAAAUGCCCUGGGCCAUGAAGUUCCCCUAAAGAGUGCUUAUGCAUUUGUUCUGGGUAAGGAGCCCCCAAUCACCAAUCAUGACGGCGCAUACUUUGACGAGGUUCUGAAAGUUUGCUUCGACUACAUCUGGUUUCACAGUGAUCGCAUUGACGUCACUGCAGUCCUGGACAUGCCACCAGAGGACGCCCUGUCAAGACACUACUCACUGCCUAGCCCGCUGUUCCCGUCAGAUCAUCUUCCUGUAAAAGCAGAGUUGUUAUUGAAAUAGUUCAACUUAAUAGUGCACUAACUGAUGAAUCACCAAAUGGAAACCAAAAGAGACACCGUUUUUGGUUGCUGCAAAAAGGGAGACAAUCGACGGGAAAAUGACUGCACAUAUUUAAGUUUUGAAAUAAUAAGUGUUCAAGAUAAAAGAAUGUUUGCACAGUGUAUAUAUCAGGUAUAUUCGCACAAUAAUUGCGCAACUAUUUAAAUUGAACAGUUUUAUUAUUCGAACAUGAACAUGAAUUAUGCUGUAAUAUUAUUUUGAAACAAUGGUCACAGACUGUUGCGAACUGUACUAAUUACUUAAAAGCAGGCGAGUCGCUUUGACAAUUGAUAUUUUUCUUAUUCGCUAGAUGUGUGUGUAAAGGGCAUACGACUGCGUCCAUUUUUCAUCAACAUCUGAAGUGUAAAGCAUUAGUUCAUACUGAAGAAUAAUCAAUGCACUAUUUUAGAAAUGCCUUUGACUUUAUGGCAAUCCGGAAAAUAAUGUAACAAAUGCUCGGCUAUAAACCACUGUAUUAAAUCAAUUUAAGCCUUA